This is a messenger RNA of Cloeon dipterum, 1062 nucleotides long. RefSeq names its product trimethylguanosine synthase-like. The transcript is spliced from 6 exons. Gene Ontology annotation, biological process: 7-methylguanosine RNA capping; 7-methylguanosine cap hypermethylation. The record is from RefSeq and is a predicted model, not a curated record. Gene Ontology annotation, molecular function: RNA cap trimethylguanosine synthase activity. The coding region runs from base 76 to 1032 and encodes 318 amino acids. NCBI's taxonomy places the organism in Eukaryota, Metazoa, Arthropoda, Insecta, Ephemeroptera, Baetidae. Gene Ontology annotation, cellular component: nucleus.
AUAAACACAUUAUUCUGAAUCCUGCACUUUGCCGGCUCGUGGCCCGUCUCGUCUUAGAUUGUCGUUUGAUUCAGAAUGGACGUUGACGGUAUGAAUGUGGCCGCAGAGGCCGUCGUGGAAAUAGUGCCGGGACCGGCGAAGGAGCAGCGGCCACCGCAAAAAAGACGGGAGAGGGUGCGAAAUUCUAUCGGCGUGCUGGUCGAGACCCUGCGUAUUUUUGAGGCCGUCCGAGAGGCCGCCGAGGAAGAAGAGCAAAAAGAGCAGUCGCCAAAAACCAGCGAAGAUGAGGCGGAGGUCAUAGAAGACAAGGUUCAAAUAAUUUUGAGCGAUUCGACGAGUCCGGAUAGAGGCACUCGGAAGCGGAAACAGAGAAAGAAGAAGAAGAAGAAUGUGCCGGAAGAGGUGGACCACCCGGGCCUGCACAAAUAUUGGACAAGGCGGUAUCAACUAUUUUCAAAAUUCGACGAGGGCAUUCAAUUAGACCAAGAGUCCUGGUUUUCUGUAACUCCGGAGGAAAUUGCCAAGCAUGUUGCCGAGCGGUGUCGGCAAUGCGACGUCGUCGUGGAUGCCUUCUGCGGCGCCGGAGGCAACACCAUCCAGUUUGCCCUUAAUUGCCGCAGAGUGAUAGCAGUGGACAUCGACCCUGCCAAAAUUCUUUUAGCGACAAACAACGCGCGGGUGUACGGCGUCCAAGACAAAAUCGAGUUCAUCUGCGCCGAUUUCAUGCAAGUGGCGGCCACACUCAAAGCGGACGCCAUCUUCCUGAGUCCUCCGUGGGGCGGACCGGAUUACACACAGAAGCAGGUGUUCAACCUGGAAGAUCUGAGCUGCGUUGACGCCAAAGAGAUGUUCAAGGUGGCCAAGACGGUCAGCGAAAAUGUAAUCAUGUACAUGCCCAGGAACACAAACAGAAAACAGCUGAUGAGCCUAGCGGGCGUUGGCAACCUGGUGGAGAUAGAGCAAAGUGUGUUCCGCAGCAAGGUCGUCGCGCUCACCGCCUAUUUCGGAAAACUGAUCGACAGCAACUUUUAAAACGGACUGAAUAAAAUUUAACUAAACAUA